AUGGGGAAAAGCCGCGAGAUGCGCCUGACCCACAUCUGCUGCUGCUGUCUCUUCUACCAGCUGGGGUUCUUGUCGAAUGGGAUCGUUUCAGGGCUGCUGUUCGCCCCCGACCGCGAGGAGUGGGAAGUCGUGUUUCCUGCACUCUGGCGCCGGGAGCCGGUGGACGCAGCCGGCGGCAGUGGGGGCAGCGCAGACACCGGCUGGGUGCGCAGCGUUGGGGGCAGUGGGGGCUCCCGAGCUCAGGCGGCCGGCAGCUCCCGCGAGGUGCGCUCUGUGGCCCCGGCUCCGCCGGAGGAGCCCGCAGAGGGCCAGCCCAAGCCCAGGCCGCGGCCCCCACCGCCGCUGGGGGACGAGGAGGACGAGGAGCUUGAGUCGCAGGAGCUGCCGCGGGGAUCCACUGGGGCUGCUGCCCUGUCCCCAGGCGCCCCGGCCUCGUGGCAGCCGCCCCCGUUCCCGCCCCCGGCCCAGCCUGCUGACCCGGACGGCGACGAGGUGUUGCUGAGGAUACCGGCCUUCUCCCGGGACCUGUACCUGCUUCUCCGGAGAGACGGCCGCUUCCUGGCGCCGCGCUUCGCGGUGGAACAGCGGCCGAGUCCCGAUCCCGGUCCCACCGGGGCAUCGGCCGCCCCGCGCCCUCCUGAGCCUUCCGAAGCCGCCUGCUUCUACACGGGGGCGGUGCUGCGGCAUCCCGGCUCGCUGGCUUCUUUCAGCACCUGUGGAGGUGGCCUGAUGGGAUUUAUACAGAUCAAUGAGGAUUUCAUAUUUAUUGAGCCACUCAAUGAUACAAUGGCCAUAACAGGUCACCCACACCGAGUAUAUAGGCAGAAAAGGUCCAUGGAGGAAAAAGUCACAGAGAAGUCAGCAUCUGACAGUCGUUACUGUGGUGUCGUUUCAGAUAAAGGAAGACCUAGAUCUAAAAAAAUAUCAGAAAGUGGAAGAGGGAAACGAUAUUCAUACAAAUUACCUCAAGAAUACAACAUAGAAACUGUAGUGGUUGCAGACCCAGCAAUGGUUUCCUAUCAUGGAGCAGAUGCAGCCAGGAGAUUCAUUCUAACCAUCUUAAAUAUGGUUUUUAACCUUUUCCAACACAAGAGUCUUGGUGUGCAGGUCAAUCUCCGUGUGAUAAAGCUUAUUCUGCUCCAUGAAACUCCAGCAGAUCUAUAUAUUGGGCACCAUGGAGAGAAAAUGCUAGAGAGUUUUUGUAAAUGGCAACAUGAAGAAUUUGGCAAAAAGAAUGAUAUACAUUUAGAGAUGUCAAUAAACUGGGGAGAAGACAUGACUUCAGUGGAUGCAGCUAUACUUAUAACAAGGAAAGAUUUCUGUGUACACAAAGAUGAACCAUGUGAUACUGUUGGGAUUGCUUACUUGAGUGGAAUGUGUAGUGAAAAGAGAAAAUGUAUAAUUGCUGAAGACAACGGACUGAAUCUUGCAUUUACAAUAGCUCAUGAGAUGGGUCACAACAUGGGCAUUAAUCAUGACAAUGACCACCCAUCAUGUGCUGAUGGUCUUCAUAUCAUGUCUGGAGAAUGGAUUAAAGGACAAAAUCUUGGUGAUGUUUCAUGGUCCCAGUGUAGCAAGGAAGAUUUGGAAAGAUUUCUCAGGUCAAAGGCCAGUAACUGCUUGCUACAGACAAAUCCACAAAGUGUCAAUUCUGUGAUGGUUCCCUCCAAGCUGCCAGGGAUGACAUAUACUGCUGACGAGCAAUGCCAGAUUCUCUUUGGGCCAUUGGCUUCCUUUUGCCAAGAGAUGCAGCAUGUUAUCUGCACUGGGCUGUGGUGCAAGGUAGAAGGUGAAAAAGAAUGCAGAACCAAACUAGAUCCACCAAUGGAUGGAACCGAUUGUGACUCUGGUAAGUGGUGUAAGGCUGGAGAAUGUACCAGCAGAACCUCUUCACCUGAACAUCUGGCUGGAGAAUGGAGCAUGUGGAGUCCUUGUAGCCGAACCUGCAAUUCUGGGAUCAGCAGUCGGGAACGCAGAUGUCCUGGGUUAGGUUCUGAAGCAAGGGAUUGCAAUGGUCCCAGAAAACAAUAUAGGAUAUGUGAGAAUCCACCUUGUCCUGCAGGUGGGCCUGGAUUCAGAGACUGGCAGUGUCAGGCCUCUAGUGUUAGAACUUCCCACCCAAAGCACGGGCACCAGUGGCAAGCCGUUAUGGAUGAAGAAAAACCAUGUGCCUUGUUUUGCUCUCCUGUUGGAAAAGAACAGCCUAUUCUUCUGUCAGAAAAGGUGAUGGAUGGAACUUCUUGUGGAUCUCAGGGAUUAGAUAUCUGUGCAAAUGGCAGGUGCCAGAAAGUUGGUUGUGAUGGUUUACUAGGGUCUCUUGCAAGGGAAGACCAUUGUGGUGUAUGCAAUGGCAAUGGAAAAUCAUGCAAAAUCAUUAAAGGGGAUUUUAAUCACACCAGAGGAGCAGGUUAUGUAGAAGUGCUGGUUAUACCUGCUGGAGCAAGAAGAAUCAAAGUUGUGGAGGAAAAACCAGCACAUAGUUAUUUAGCACUCCGAGAUGCUGGCAAGCAGUCUAUUAAUAGUGACUGGAAGAUUGAACACUCUGGAGCUUUCAAUUUAGCAGGAACUACCGUACAUUACGUAAGACGAGGCCUCUGGGAGAAGAUCUCUGCCAAAGGUCCUACUACAGCACCUUUACACGUCUUGGUGCUGCUGUUUCAAGAUCAGAAUUAUGGUCUUCACUAUGAAUACACCAUCCCAUCUGACCCUCUUCCAGAGAACCAGAGCUCAAAAGCACCUGAGCCCCUUUUCAUGUGGACACACACAGGUUGGGAAGAUUGUGAUGCUACAUGUGGAGGAGGAGAAAGGAAGACAACAGUGUCCUGCACAAAAAUCAUGAACAAAAAUAUCAGCAUUGUGGACAACAAGAAAUGCAAAUACUUAACCAAGCCAGCGCCACAGAUUAGAAAGUGCAAUGAGCAACCAUGUCAAACAAGAUGGAUGAUGACAGAAUGGACCCCGUGUUCACAAACUUGUGGAAAAGGGAUGCAGAGCAGACAAGUGGCCUGUACCCAACAGCUGAGCAAUGGAACUCUGACCAGAGCCAGGGAAAGGGACUGCACUGGCCCCAAGCCCGCCUCUGCCCAGCGCUGUGAGGGCCAGGACUGCAUGACCGUGUGGGAAGCUGGAGUGUGGUCCGAGUGCUCAGUCAAGUGUGGCAAAGGUGUACGUCAUCGGACCGUGAGGUGCACUAACCCUAGAAAGAAGUGUGUCCUCUCCACCAGACCAAGGGAGGCUGAGGACUGUGAGGACUACUCAAAAUGCUAUGUGUGGCGAAUGGGUGACUGGUCCAAGUGCUCAGUUACCUGUGGCAAAGGAAUGCAGUCCCGUGUUAUCCAGUGCAUGCAUAAGAUCACAGGAAGACAUGGAAAUGAGUGUUUUUCUUCAGAAAAACCUGCAGCCUACAGGCCAUGCCACCUUCAGCCCUGUAAUGAGAAGAUUAAUGUAAAUACAAUAACAUCGCCCAGGCUGGCUGCUUUGACUUUCAAGUGCCUGGGAGAUCAGUGGCCUGUGUACUGCCGAGUGAUACGCGAGAAGAACCUGUGUCAGGACAUGCGGUGGUAUCAGCGCUGCUGUGAAACCUGCAGGGACUUCUAUGCCCAAAAGUUGCAGCAGAAGAGUUGACCUCUAGCAGGCUGGCCGACCGACCACUCCUUACAAUCACAUUAUUUAUAAACACACACACUAGCAUGUUUUUCAGACCAAAUAUUAUCAGAUUUCAUAUAAUUUAAUCAAAUUAAUUUAUUUUUUUCUUUGCCUACCAAACAUCCAAUGUGGUGUUUGUUUUGGUUAUAAAAACAUUUUGGUUUAUUCUAUAUGGCUUCAUAAAUAAUUUUAUAUGAAUAAGUUGAAUCCAGUUACCAGAAUAAAAGGAAAAAGGAAAAAUAAAAACAGGAUCAUUAGACUAAAAAUUUUUUUAAGCUAAGGUGCUACUCUCUCUCCACCAACACCAUAGAGUUAUAUCCAUAAUGUAUACUUCCUUAGAAUAAUAGUUUAGUCAUAUAUGGAGGAAUUUUUUUUUUUUUUUUUUUUUUUUUUGGUGUGCUGAUGCAGAAUUAGCAUAGUUGCUGUAAUCUGUGGAGACAUAACAAACCUCAUAGUGUUGGAGAGGAUCUUAGAGACUGUAUUAUGAAUUUGGUUCAGAAUUAGAAACAUCCAUAGGGAAAAUUCUACUGUAGCUGUAACCUUAUUUUAAUAAUGGAAAAAUCAAGUACAUGAACAUGUACUUGAACACAAGUAUUCUAACAAUGAAACACUGUAAAGAUUUACACUGAAUCACCAUUGCACUGUUGGUAGUAUAGAGAAACCAUCAUAGAAAUGGUAACAUCUUACAAAAAUGUAUAUUAUUUUAACAUGUUUUCAUUAGAUUUUAGUUUUUGUAAAAUAUUUUGAACAAAAAAAGCAUUGAUCCAUCCAUUUCCUUGUAUCUUUUCUGCAGGGUUUUGAAAGACUAUAAUAUUUAUCCUCACAAAUCACCAUGAAAGAAUUUGCUAGACACGUUUCUGCCUUUUCUCCAGGAACAGGGGGAUAUAAAGCUUGUAAUACUGUGGUAGUUUCAUUGUGCUCUUUCUUUUUAAAAAUUAGAAAAGUUUUACAAUUCUGUGAAACGUUAAAAAGCCAGCUUAAAAUUUUUCUUGUGAAAAAAUGUUGUACAUGAUUCACAUGAUUUCUUAAAUUUUUCAAUAAAAUAUUUGAAACUUUCUAUUAGGAGACAAUUCUUCAUAGGUCUCUCACAUUUUCACAUGUCUUGUAAGCAAAGGCAUUGACUACUUUUGUUCCACACUGUCUAUAAAAGGAUGUUUGCAGAGAGAAUCACUUUGCAAGAUAGAGUGUCUCUCUGGAGAAAAGGGUAGGUGUGCUUUCUCCCCAUUAAAAAAGUUUCAGGUUCCUAAAUUCAGGGUCCCUCUCCUGUGACACAAUCCACUACACAUGCAGAUAUCACCUGUCCCUCUUUGUGUUACCUUAUGGGAAUUGGGGCUCAGUCAACCAGUGCAAGAAAAUUCUGAUUCUCUGGCUACUGCUAUUGUAAGUAAUAAAGUCUUUUG
Messenger RNA from Choloepus didactylus (southern two-toed sloth), 5045 nucleotides. RefSeq names its product ADAM metallopeptidase with thrombospondin type 1 motif 19 (gene ADAMTS19). Lineage: Eukaryota; Metazoa; Chordata; Mammalia; Pilosa; Megalonychidae. Gene Ontology annotation, biological process: proteolysis; extracellular matrix organization. The transcript has 23 exons. The record is from RefSeq and is a predicted model, not a curated record. Gene Ontology annotation, molecular function: metalloendopeptidase activity. Bases 1 to 3624 code for a protein of 1207 amino acids. Gene Ontology annotation, cellular component: extracellular matrix.